AUGUUUACCUGGGCAAUGAUCAUUCUCUUGACGGGACUCGUAGCACGGGUUGCCUCCGCCAGUGACCAGGUUCCCAUCACCGAGAACGGCGGAAGGCGGUACAACCUCACAAUGAACGCACCAAAGCGGGGAGUGGUAAAUAACAUUGGCCAGUUCGACGACAUCGAAACCGACAGUUCGGGAAUCGGGUUCGACCCAUGGACCGACCCCGACCCUCUGCACUACCGGGACGUCUACUUCCAAUCUUUCAAGGUGGUCAACGUCGCGAAGGCGUUCGAUUCCCUCCCGGACCCGGCGGACCUCCUGUGCGCCAGUUCGGCGCCAAACGCGCUCUUUUCCUCGCGCAAGCCCGGGUAUCCGUGGCCGAGGUUCAGUCUGCAUGAUCUGGGACGGCGCUACGACCCGGACGACACCGGCAAUGCCACGUUCAACGUGCGCACCGUCACCUUGAGACCGACCGGAGACGUCUCCGUCGGCGACCACGACGUCUUUGUCAGUGUCCAGCUGAACCUCAUGAGGCUGCCGACCCCCAGGUCGUCGUCGUCGUCGUCGGGGUUCCCGGGACUGUUCCGCGGGUCGCCUGACGUCCCACGAGGUAGUCGCGUCUGGAGGGCGGCGCUGUUCUUGUUCGGUGGAGGCCCGAUGCAGAGUUUCAAGAUUGACUUCGAGAGGUUCGCCAAAAUAGUGCCCGGCUUCGGUCGGGGCGUCGAUACGUUCGAGGUGUUUGCGGAUUUCUACAUAUGGGAUGACGACGGGGGACUGUGGCUGCCGCAGGGCGACUGGGAGGUUUGUGUCGACGACGUGGAACUUGAGAUGGUCAAAGGAGGAGGUCAAGAUGACCUAGGUGAUGAUGGUCGAGAAGACGACGACGAGUUGUUGUUCCUGACCGUGGACGAGCGUGGCGAGGUUGUUGCUGCUGUUGAUAAUGAUGAUCAUCAUCAUCGUCGUCAUCAAGAGAUUGGUCGACGUGUGGUGGGACGAGCUAAGUACCAGGCCCUGCAAGGAAGUAGAUAG
Molecule: messenger RNA, 1014 nt
Organism: Exophiala spinifera
Lineage: Eukaryota; Fungi; Ascomycota; Eurotiomycetes; Chaetothyriales; Herpotrichiellaceae
Exons: 2
Coding region: 1-1014 (337 amino acids)
Source: RefSeq, a predicted model, not a curated record